GCUGCGGUCACAUUUGCAAAAAUAUGCAAAAAAAGUCAAUUAUUCGCUAUAAAACGAGUUAUUGAAGUAAACAACAUUGAGGAAUUGCUUAUGCGAACGGAUAUUGAUUGAUAACUAUUGUCCCUGUAAGCCGGAGAGAUAAGAAGCCAUUAGUAUCCACCGCGACGAAGCCGAAGCCGAUGCCCCAUUCAUGCGCAUGCUGAAUCUGAGUCUGAUCUGAAACCAAAAUCGGAAUCUCAAUCGGAAGCUGAACUGAUUCGGAAACCUAACCGUGUCCACCUCCGCCAAGAUGAAUCCCUGUGUGCUGCCCACACCAUUGCCCGACUUGGAUGGCGACAAGCGUUGGCACAGCAUACACCGGCGCUUCAUCUCCGAUUGCCGGGAAAAGGAUCCGGAUGUCAUCUUCCUCGGCGACUGCAUCUUCGAGACCGUGCAGGACAGCGAGGCGUGGAACCAGUACUUUGCACCGCUGCACUGCCUUAACUUCAGCAUUCGCGACGAUUGUACCGAGCACGUCCUGUGGCGCAUCGAGAACGGAGCCCUGGACAAUGUGAAUCCCAAGAUAGUGGUCCUGCAUGUCGGCACGAACAAUGUGAAGAACACUGCCGAGGAGGUGGCCGAAGGAGUGUUGGCCAACGUGACGAAGAUCCGUCAAAAGCUGCCCCACGCCUACAUCCUUCUUCCUUCACUGCUGCCGCGCGGUCAACAGCCGAAUAUGCUGCGCGAAAAGAAUUCCACCAUCAAUGAGCUGAUCAAUGGACUCACCAAGGGAUUGUACCGCGUCCAGACCGUGGCCAUCGACAAGGGAUUGAUCCAGAGCGACGGCAGCAUCAGCCAUCACGAUAUGUUCGACUACAAGAACCUCACCAACGCUGGAGCGAAAAAGAUUCUUGAGCCACUAUACGAUUUGCUUUCUCAAAUUCUCAACGAAAACGAACCUGAAAACGAUCUCACUCCCUCCGAGUAAAGGAACCUCCAGCAGCUUUCAUUAUCUAUAUAUAUAUAUAAACCACAAAACAAUUCCCAGACUAUAAUUUAAAACAAAUGUAUUUUUUGAAAUCUCAAAAGCCAUAGAGCUGCGAGAUUAUCUCACAAUUAAAUAUAAGUUUUCUUAUCGAAUAGUAAACCA
Messenger RNA from Drosophila subpulchrella, 1129 nucleotides. It is a transcript of the gene Paf-AHalpha, whose product is annotated as platelet-activating factor acetylhydrolase IB subunit beta homolog. The coding region runs from base 290 to 967 and encodes 225 amino acids. The transcript has 2 exons. The record is from RefSeq and is a predicted model, not a curated record. Lineage: Eukaryota; Metazoa; Arthropoda; Insecta; Diptera; Drosophilidae.